CGGCCGGCGGGAGCGAGGAAAUGAUAACCGCGGGAUAUCGUCUCAGGCAGGCCAUGGUCGUCCACGUUAGUUCCAGAUCGCCUGUACAGCCAUACAAGAGGUGCGAUCACCUCAUAAUGGGAGGAGGUGAUGCUGCGGGGAUGAGAAGUGAUGAGUUUUCUAGCAAAAACAGCACAGAGAUGAGCUUCAACAGUGAUGAUGAUGAGCACCACCACCACCACCAGUUCAUUCCGCCUGCCGCGCCACGAGACGAUGAUGAGUCAGAAUCCACCAUCAGCUGCAGCAGCCGCGGCAUUGCCGAGACAAGAGUGCUGGUGGUGGUCGAUGGGAGUAAUGAGGCCAAAGCUGCUCUGCAAUGGGCACUUUCUCAUUCUGUUCAUACCAAGAACGACACCCUUAUCCUUUUGCUCGUAACCAAGCCCUUCAAACAAGGUGGAUCGGGAAGUUCCUGCAACUGUGAGCUGGACCAAACGGCAUAUGAUCUUCUUUGCUCCUUGAAACAUACUUGUCAAACAAGGAGACCCGGGGUUAGUAAUUACAUGUGGUGCAAGUGGAGAUGGUAGUAGAAGAAGGAAAGGAGAAAGGCGCGAUAAUCGUUGAAGCAGCUAAGCAGCAGAGGGCUUCUCUGCUGGUUUUGGGGCAGAGAAAAAGAUAGGUGAUGUGGCACAUGCGGUCCAUGCUGUCCGGGAAACAGUCAAAUGUGGUCAACUACUGCAUCCACAACGCCCACUGUAUGACCAUCGCUGUGAGGAGGAAAUGCAAGAAACACGGCGGCUACCUCAUCACCACCAAGACCCAUAACAAUUUUUGGCUUUUGGCUUAAUAUAUUCCAUCAAUC
Cuscuta europaea is the source of this 838-nucleotide messenger RNA. The record is from the annotation of a GenBank genome assembly. Lineage: Eukaryota; Viridiplantae; Streptophyta; Magnoliopsida; Solanales; Convolvulaceae.